UGCCUUGUAUCUCUAUAAACAUCUCUACAUACAUACAUGUACAUGUAUGUGUAUCUCAUCUCACUUGUUAAUCCGAAGAGAGAGAGAGAGAGAGAGAGAGGCGACAGGAAGUGCGAGAUGGUUGAGAAAGAUGAUGGAUUAGGGUUGAGUUUGAGCUUGAAAUGUCUGCAGAAUCAAAAUUCUAAUCCUCCGCCGUCGCCGUCGCCGCUUCCAACUGCGGCUUCUCCUUUCCCUUUGAAUCUUUUUGGAUGUCCGUUGCCUAAUUUUAUGAAGCAGCGCAAAUCUUCAAGCACUGAUGCAUAUCAUGAAUCAACUGCUGAUCGUAAUUCGGAGAUGAGAUCAUUAUUCCGGGGAAUCGAUGUGAACCUGGCGAUAACAGCGGCAGAUGUCUGUGACGAAGAAUUGAUGGUUUCGUCGCCAAACAGCACCGUCUCGAGCGUCAGCGGUAAGAGGAGCGAGAGAGAAGAAAACGACGGAGAGAGGGACUCCAGUUCUCUAGAGAUCAACGACAGCGACGGCGGCGACGCGGCGGGGAGGAAGAAGCUCCGCCUGUGUAGGGAGCAGGCGGCGGUGCUUGAAGAGAGUUUCAGGGAGCACAACACGCUGAAUCCGAAGCAAAAAAUGGCGUUGGCAAUGCAGCUAAACCUUACCUCCAGACAGGUUGAGGUUUGGUUUCAGAAUAGGAGGGCAAGGACAAAGUUUAAGCAAACAGAAGUGGACUGCGAGUAUCUGAGGCGAUACUGUGAAAAUCUAACAGAGGAAAACCGACGGUUGCAGAAGGAGGUGAACGAGCUCCGUGCUCUAAAACUCUCCCCACAGUUUUACACCAACACCAGCCCCCCGACCACCCUCACCAUGUGCCCCCAAUGCAAGCGUGUGGCCGUCCCAUCCUCAUCCUCCUCCACCAACACCACAUCUACACCCACUGCCACAACCAGUGGCCGAAUCAGCCGUCUCCCAACCACCGGCCGCUGUCCACUAUGACCCAACCGCCCAAGAAACAAGGGUAGAAUGGUAACUUCCUUCUCAUGGCAAAUGAGGGAUGAGGGUGGUAACUGGUAAAGGCUCCUUUCAAGAAGGGACAGCAAGAAAAGGCAAAAAGAAGUGGAUUUCAUCAGGUUGGGAAUGCAGGAUAGAAGUAGUAGAGAAUCUUGCAACUUUUUUCUCCUUUACCUUUUAUGUUAAUCUGGAUAUGAAUGAUGAGUGAUUAUGACAUAGAAAAGUUGGAUGAUUAGUGUUGGGAGAAGAGGUUACAUUACCAGAAUCCAGAAAGAUAUUAUUAAUAGGGAAAAAAUACAAGCAA
Molecule: messenger RNA, 1303 nt
Organism: Sesamum indicum (sesame)
Lineage: Eukaryota; Viridiplantae; Streptophyta; Magnoliopsida; Lamiales; Pedaliaceae
Product: homeobox-leucine zipper protein HAT3
Biological process (GO): regulation of DNA-templated transcription
Cellular component (GO): nucleus
Molecular function (GO): DNA-binding transcription factor activity, RNA polymerase II-specific; sequence-specific DNA binding
Source: RefSeq, a predicted model, not a curated record